This is a messenger RNA of Branchiostoma floridae (Florida lancelet), 1346 nucleotides long. RefSeq names its product hydroxysteroid 11-beta-dehydrogenase 1-like protein. The record is from RefSeq and is a predicted model, not a curated record. Bases 1 to 723 code for a protein of 240 amino acids. Lineage: Eukaryota; Metazoa; Chordata; Leptocardii; Amphioxiformes; Branchiostomatidae. The transcript has 5 exons.
AUGUGGCGUCUGGCGUGGGUUAGUCUGACGGUGUUACUCGGUGCGGUAGCCGCCGGGGUCUAUUGGAGCUACGAUGGCUUCGAUCCAGGGUCUCUGCGGGGGGCAACGGUCGUCAUCACGGGCUGCAGUUCCGGUAUCGGCGAACAGAUGGCGUACCAGUACGCCCGGCUGGGAGCAAAGAUCCUCAUCACAGCCAGGAGGGAGAACAGGCUGAAAGAGGUGGUAGCGAAGGCGAAGUCUCUGGGUGCCCAGGAGGCGCACUACGUGGCCGGGGACAUGGGGAAGGCGGAGGACUGUGAGAGAACCAUUCAAAGAGCCAGGGAGAAAUUCGGACGGUUGGACUACCUUGUGCUGAACCACGUCGGGUCGAGUCGGCCGAAGUUGCAGGAGAAGUUGCUUUCGGGUACGGCUUGGGACCAGGACCCGGAUAUAGAUACGGACUACUUCGUCGACUUCCUGAACGUGAACUUGGUCAGUUACGUCCGGUUGGCCUCCCUGGCCCUGCCGCUGCUGAAGGAGAGCAGCGGACGCAUCGUGGUGAUUUCUUCCAUUGGGGAACGAGAACAUUGUGAAGUCUGCCGCCCCGGUAGACGAGGCAGCCAUGGCCAUUGUCCGAGGCGGAGCCACCCGGGCCCGGGAGGUCUACUAUCCCUCCUACACCUGGCCUAUCACCUUACUCAGGGCUCUGUUGCCGCAGGUCCUGGACAAUAUUGUUAUCAAUAACACCUAGGAAACUCCAUAAAUAGCCUCAUCAGGUUGACAAUUAUUCAAAUAGUUUCGAUGUCUAUCAGACAGUGACAGACACCAUCAUCAGGGUAGCCUCAUUCUUCCCUGAUGAUGGUGUCUGAUCUGAUAGACAUCGAAACGUUGGAAGUAAGUCACUCCUUGGUUGUGCCAAAAGAACCUUACUAUAUGAAAGCUAGGAAACUGUUUUUUUUCUUUUCAUCAAAGAAAAAAGAGAAAACGGGUUUGCUUCAGACGGAGAUAUUAAAGGAAUCUUUAUUUGCUUUAUCAACUCAUGCGGGAAGACCAACUGCAAAAAAAGAAAGAAAAAAAUGACAGUAGCAUUUGCUGAUCUCGAAUCUCGGGAUUUCCAGCGUCCUCUUGGAGAAAUACAAAACGCAACGGAUUAUGGGAACACUUAAUAGACCGAAUGGAAUAUCAGAUGCGUAAGCAAUGACUAAUAAUUAAUUUCUGCCCUUGUGAGAUUCUUAGUCUGUUAUGUCAUGUCUUCAAUAUGGAGUACCCACGAGUAAUACACACUUCAAGUUAUUCACCUUUCUGCUAUCAUGAAAAUACUGUCAUACAUGAGAAAGGACAAUCCAUUCACUUGCAAUAGAAUGAUU